AUGAAGUGGAAUAUGAACGACAAGGCGGUUGAUCAAGAGGUGUUGCAGAUUUCGAUCGGUGAAGUUGGUAUCAUCGAUGAGGAUGCAACCGAUAGCGAUUAUGAAUACGAAAACGAUGAAGAUGGAGACGUCGUGAGACUGACGUCCCAGAAGAUUAUGACGAUACCCCAGAAGUGCAAGCGGUCAAAGAAGUCAACUUGGUCCGAUGGCGACUAUAUUUGCGAAAAAGCCGAAUUUUAUAAAGCCAUGGACUGGAUCCGCUAUAUGAGACACACUGUGCAGACUCUGGCGCUUCGGUACGCUGAAGGUGGCGAUACAAUGCUGGCGGUAAUGUACCUGACGAAAUUGUGGUUUGCCUGUUUUACGACCACGGAUGCCGAAAUUAAGCAAGUCAGUGAACUGUUGAUGUUGUGGGUUCGAAAUCUCGUCAAGUUUAACCGUAAAUGCUUAUCGGCAUUAGCGACGGCCAGAAUGAACACGAAUUCUGUAGACCGUUCGGCACAGAGAAUGCUUGAAAUCUAA
Molecule: messenger RNA, 522 nt
Organism: Radiomyces spectabilis
Lineage: Eukaryota; Fungi; Mucoromycota; Mucoromycetes; Mucorales; Radiomycetaceae
Exons: 2
Coding region: 1-522 (173 amino acids)
Source: RefSeq, a predicted model, not a curated record